UUUUAUAAACCCUAAAUUCACCAACCGAAUUCCGAAGGUACUCAUUAUCUCUCUCUAUCCAUUCUAUGCGUAAAACAACUAUCGUUGUUUGUCUUUUUCUCAGUCGUUAUCGUCUCAUUACAUCUCAACUCAAACGUUCUUGUUUGAUAAUCUACCUUUGUUCUGCGAUUCCACCGCAAUAAAGCUGCCCUUCCUUCUAACCAGCCACUGAGAGGAGAGCCCAGAAUUCAAGGGCACGGGUUGGUUAGAGGCUUCAGGCUUCCUGUCUUUGCUGGUAAUGUUCUGUAAAGUGUUACGGGCUUCUUGUUCUCGAGUAAAUGAGAGAGUUCUUGAAGCAGGGAUGAUGUCUUUGGUGGCCCAUCAACUGCAGGGUUCUUGUGCAACAUUUCCCUCGAGGACUUUAUCGUGCAGCAAAGAGGUGAAAUUGAAGCAGUGUGCAGUUGCGAUUCAGAUUGCAGGGAAAAGAGAUGGGUGUUUCUCACUAAAACACAAGUCGCAUACAGGAGUAGAGGCUCCGUGUUCAUGUGGAUCGGAAGUUAAAGCUGUAAGAAUUUUAGCCUUCAAAGGCAAUGCCCGAAAUGGUGAUUCAGGAAGCAGAGCAAAUGGAUCAAGAGUUCCCAAAAAUUAUGCUAAACUUUCUUAUGUGCCAAAGGAGACGGGGGAGAGCAUGGUGGAAUCUCCAAAGGUGCACAAUGCUCGUGUUUCUUAUACUUCUGAAGCAAAUGAGGCACCUGCGGGAUCUCCUGCAAUUCACAAAUUAUUCAAGAAAUGGUUGACAAUGUUGCGGACACAUUCCCCAAGUCAAACAGAGGAUGAAAUUCUGGAAGGAGUUCCUCCAAGUGAAAUAUCACAAAGUCAAAAUGCCCCUCAAAACAAGGGAAGAAGUGAGCUUCUGAAGGCGUCUUGGCAGUACUUUUUGAGACUGGAUGGAACAAUAAAGAUACCUCUGUUGAUAUUCAUCCCAUUUUUGGUGGCUGUUUAUUUGAUACAUGGAGCUGACUUGUUGAAGGAGUUGACUCCUUUGUGGGUUUUGGGUCCCUUGAUCGUUGCUCUCUACAUCAAAAUGUUUCAGGCAUUAUGUGCACUCUAUGUCUUCACAUUUAGGCAGACGGUUAAAGUUAUUAAAAACUUACCCACAUACUCUUCGGUUGCAUAUAGUUAUGUAGCACAGGGAAAGCUCAACGGAUAUGUGCGGGCUCGUUUUUGGGAUCCUUUAGCAAACAUUAAGAAAAACCACAGAGCGCUGUCAAGAAAAAAACUGGAGGAAUUGAAGGAAUGGGUAGUGGAGAUGUACCUGGAUUUUGUGGAAUCCAUAUGGCCCUAUUAUUGUAGAACUAUAAGGUUCCUAAAGAGGGCAAAUCUGAUCUAGAUUUGGAUAUGAUGAAAGUUUUUGGUGAGGCUGAAUGCAAAUACCAAUUUGAGAAGCUUACAAGAGUUUGUGAGUUGAAACCAUUUUAGUUGGGAGCACUGGCACAUUGUCGGGGAAGGAAGACGGGUUCUGAUUUUGUUUAGGUUACUGUAAUUGAAUUUUUGUUGGAGGUGAGAUCCCAAUUGUCUUUUUUUAGAUGCAUUAUUGAGCAUAUGCUCAAAGUGGGAUACUGAAAUCACGUCUUGCAUAAUUAGAAAUGCCAAGAUUUGUCACUUUGUGUCUUGCUAGACCACUGGUGGUUUCGACCAUGAUUUUUUAUUUUUCAACUUCAGGUUGCCAUGAACAAUCCAAGGCCGGUCACAUGAAAGAUUUGUAAAUGUUUGUUGAUUUGUUUGCAUUGCCUGUUUCUCUACACAGACAGUUUGCAAUGUCAACACCCUGAGAAAUUUUGAAGCCAGAGACAAAAAAGGGCUUGAUGA
Molecule: messenger RNA, 1848 nt
Organism: Tripterygium wilfordii
Lineage: Eukaryota; Viridiplantae; Streptophyta; Magnoliopsida; Celastrales; Celastraceae
Exons: 6
Coding region: 278-1369 (363 amino acids)
Source: RefSeq, a predicted model, not a curated record